Molecule: messenger RNA, 366 nt
Organism: Closterium sp. Naga37s-1
Lineage: Eukaryota; Viridiplantae; Streptophyta; Zygnematophyceae; Desmidiales; Closteriaceae
Source: the annotation of a GenBank genome assembly
AUGCUCGGCGUUGCCGGCAUGAUCAUCCCCGAGGCUCUGACUGCUGCGGGGAUCCUUGAUGUUCCCGUGUGGUACGACACCGGUGUCGCUGAGUUCUGGUGCCCCACUCCCACCCUGUUCGCGAUCGAGUUCAUCCUGUUCAACUUUGUUGAGCUUCUGAGGUGGCAAGACAUCAAGAAGCCCGGCAGCGUGAGCACGGACCCCUUCGGCAACACCCUCGCCCCGGGUGAAGUGGGUUACCCCGGCUUCAACCCCAUGGGUCUGGGAACCGACUUCCGCUCCAAGGAGAGCGAGAUCGCUAACGGGCAACCCCCCACUCUAUACCUCUAUGCACAGCAGGGCAAUCCCCCACUCAAGAAAACUUGA